UCUUUUUCUGUUUUGCAGUUGCAAGUGGCACGUGCAUAUAUGAGGGAGUUUUUAUUUUUGCUCCCUCUUGGUUGAAAGGGGAAAAGCAGCCCACGUUGGAGGGAAGAAGCCAGGGCUUAAAUAUGUUGAACUUGGGCUCUCUCAAAGCUGGGCAGGAAACCUGGGACUGAAAGGAGAGGUUUGCAGUGGACCCAGAGCCUGGCAAGCCUGGCUGGGCGGUGCAUGCUCUUUCCCAGGCACCCUCUGAGUCCUCUAGGCUGGCAGUUUUUUGUUUAAAAGAGCCUGAGAUCUGAGAGUAGCUGCUCUCAGAUUCCAGCAAGGGCCAUUGCCUUCAGCCUAACGUCGGCCAGGGGCUGUGUCUGGGCAGAGCCGGGCAUUCACAGGAAGUACCUUGGACUUUCACAGGAGCACGGGACCAGAAGAGAUCUCCUGGGCCAGCCUCUGACCAUCACACGGAACUGCUUCAGGCUCUAAACCUCAUGCCAUGGCGGACAACGAACUGAGUGCCAAGCUCUCUAAAAAGGGAAGUUUACCGCCUGGGAGUUCCCCGGGGGAUGCCACUGAGCCCAGCAUUCUUCUGCAGAAGCUGAAGAGCACCAUCUCCAAAAUGGUGCAGAACAAAGUCGAUAGCAUUCUGCAAGAUGUGCAGAAAUUUUCGGACAACGACAAACUCUACCUGUACCUGCAGUUACCAUCUGGUCCGAGCUCCGGGGAGAAAAGCAGCCUGGACCUGAAUUCGCUGAACACUGCAGAGCACAUGCACGCAUGCAACUGGAUCCGGAACCACCUGGAGGAGCACACAGACACCUGCCUGCCCAAGCAGGAUGUGUACGAUGCAUACAAGCGCUACUGUGAUAACCUUUGCUGCCGCCCUCUGAGUGCAGCCAACUUUGGGAAGAUCAUUCGGGAGAUCUUCCCACACAUCAAAGCCAGGAGAUUGGGAGGACGCGGACAAUCAAAGUAUUGCUACAGUGGGAUCCGGAGGAAGACAGUGGUCAGCAUGCCACCUCUGCCCAGCCUGGACCUCAAAGUGACAGAGACUCAGUUGGAGCGGAUGGACCUGGUGCACUCGUGCAACGACGCGGUGAUGGACGCAGCCUGUGCCCUGACCUGCGACUGGGCCGAGAAGAUCCUCAAGCGGUCAUUCAACAACAUCGUGGAGGUGGCGCAGUUCCUCAUUCAGCAGCACCUCAUCAGCUCACGCUCUGCCAAGGCCGACCUUGUCAUGGCCAUGGUGGUCUCAGAAAGCUCAGAUAAUAUCCACAAAGAAAAUCAGACCCCCCAGACAUCCAAGAAGAAUGAGCUGGAAACACCAGACAGCACAGUCAAGAACCAGCUACAGAGCAAAAAGGAGAGUAACUCGAAAGCCUCUGCCCUGCCCCGAGCUGAAAAGAAGAAGCCCCCUGAGGCUCCCAAGCAGGUGAGAAGACCUCAAGUCAAUGCCUUGGUAGCUCGCCUGCCCCUUCUCCUGCCACGCAUCGAGCCCGGGGACAGAGUGAUGGCACCAGGGGCCCAGGCUGUACGCUCUUCCCCUCCUGUCCUGGCACCCAAGAUUACUGCUGCACCCGUCGGGGGUGCAGUCAAGGUGGCCACCCUGCCGCUGCCUGUGGGCACAGCCUCCUCCUCGCUUCCCAUUAGUAUGGCACCGGGUGUGAAUGGGGCAGCUGGGUUGGUCAGCCAGCAGGCGGCGGUGCCUGUGAUCAACAUGAUCCUGCCCAAUGUGCCACCUACAGUGGGCAUCCCGGCUGCUGAAAUCCCUGCCAACCCUAAGAGCACAACCAAUGGUGACGGGCACAGUCCCAGGAAGACCAGUGAUGGGCAGGCUUGCAGCCUGCAAGAGGCUACCAGAAUCAAGGGGAUCAAGCGGCCCCCAGAACCGCCCAGCGAAGGUGCCACCCUGAGGAGGAAGCGUGGACGGCCCCGGAAGAAGCCAGAUGAGGUGGAGGCCCCGUCGCCAGACAAAGGGAGCAGUGUGGAGGAGACACUGUCUGGCUCAGAGGAGGGGGCUGCUCCUGAGGAAACAGGUGGGAGCAAUGGCCUUGGCUUCAGGGCCAGCCAUAGCGAGACAGCACACACAGGGAGCUUGUUCAUCUCGGGUGGGAACAAAGGGUGGCCCAGGCCUCCUGCUGGAGAGACAGAAGGGCAUCACGUGGAAGACCAAUGUAAUGCCAAGGAGGGAGGCAGCCCGCCUGCUGCCAGCACCAGUGCCAACCACAUCAAGUGCAAGGGGGAGAAGGCCUCGGAGACCUCCCAAGUGAGCGUCAUCCAGGACGGCAGGUCGGGGGUUAAAGCCCAAGGGAAAGCUGGUGCCCAGGACACUGGGACAGAGGCUGAGCUGUGCAUACAGGUGAAUCCUGGUGAGGCUGGGCAGGCACCGGAAGGAGGUUCUUCAGUCACAGUAGCAGGAUCCUGGGACCCUUCAGCAGGAAAAGCUCCCUUCAACACUCCACUGGGAGAUGCCAAGCCGAAGAGUCUGGGGAAGAGCCCUACCUCAUCACUGCCGGUGCCCCCCUGUCACUCCCCUGGUAACAGCACUGUGCCUCUCAACACUAGGAGCCCUGUGGAGCUGCAGUUGGACAGGGCCAGGUCCCCCCUGGCCUUGGAGAGGGCUUCUGCAUGCUCAGACAGGGCAAGUAAGGACAGAGCAGUGACUAGCCAACAAAGGUCUCUGCUUCCCAUGGGCUCCAGAGCACACAGCCCACUGCAGACAGCCCCUGAGCUUGCUCCCUGCAAUGCAAAGUCCUCAGCCAGCCACACUUUAUCUGCACGUCGCUAGUCUCACAGCCACCAGACCUGUGACCCAAGUACAAGCGCCCCAUCCCAGCAGGCACCUCAUGGGGAGAAGGACACAGGAGCUUCACUCCUUCACCUGCCACUGCUGCUUUCCUCACUGCAGAUUAGCCCCAUCCACCUUCUGCUGCCCGGCUAUUAAAGAAACCCAAAGAAACCCA
Molecule: messenger RNA, 2951 nt
Organism: Alligator mississippiensis (American alligator)
Lineage: Eukaryota; Metazoa; Chordata; Crocodylia; Alligatoridae
Gene: RFX5
Product: regulatory factor X5
Exons: 11
Coding region: 485-2776 (763 amino acids)
Biological process (GO): regulation of transcription by RNA polymerase II
Molecular function (GO): RNA polymerase II cis-regulatory region sequence-specific DNA binding; DNA-binding transcription factor activity, RNA polymerase II-specific
Source: RefSeq, a predicted model, not a curated record